AUGGUUCAGUCCGCCAUUCUCGGCUUCCCUCGCAUGGGAGUCAACCGUGACCUGAAGAAGGCCACGGAAGCUUACUGGGGAGGCAAGAUUUCUCAGGAUGACCUCCUGGCCGAGGCCAAGAGACUCAGACUCGCCCACUGGAAGAUUCAGAAGGAUGCCGGUGUCGACAUCAUCCCCAGCAACGACUUUGCCCUGUACGACCAGGUCCUGUCUCACAUCCAGGACUUCGGUGCCGUUCCCGAGCGCUAUGCCGGCUCCAAGCUGAACCCCAUCGACGAGUACUUCGCCAUGGGCCGUGGUCACCAGAAGGAUGGUGUCGAUGUUCCCUCGCUGGAGAUGGUGAAGUGGUUCGACUCCAACUACCACUACGUCAAGCCUACUCUGCAGGACAACCAGACCUUCAAGCUGAGUGCCAACCCUAAGGCGGUUGUCGAGUUCCUUGAGGCCAAGGAGGCUGGCAUUGCCACCCGCCCCGUCCUCGUUGGACCCGUCACCUUCCUGCACCUGGGCAAGGCCGACCGUGGCCAGUCCGUCGACCCCAUUGACCUGCUCGACAAGCUCGUGCCCGUCUACGAGGAGCUCCUCACCAAGCUGAAGGAGGCUGGUGCCGAGACCGUCCAGAUCGAUGAGCCCGUGCUCGUCUUCGACCUGCCGUCCAAGGCCAAGGCUGCAUUCAAGCCCACCUACGAGAAGUUCGCCAGCCUUGGUGACAAGAUCCCCAAGCUGGUUUUCACCACCUACUUUGGUGAUAUCGUCCACAACCUAGAGGCUGUCCCCAAGGACGUCUAUGCCGUCCACGUCGACCUGGUCCGCAACCCCGAGCAGCUAGAGACCGUCAUUGGUGCCAUUGGCCCCAAGACUAUCCUCUCCGCCGGUGUCGUUGAUGGACGUAACAUCUGGAAGACCAACUUCAAGCGUGCUAUUGAGACUGUCGAGACUGCCAUCCAGAAACUCGGCAAGGAGCGUGUCAUCGUUGCCACCUCCAGCUCCCUCCUCCACACUCCCCACACUCUGGCCAGCGAGAAGAAGCUAGACCCCGAGAUUGCUGACUGGUUCUCCUUCGCUAGCGAGAAGGCUGUCGAGAUUGCCGUCAUUGCCAAGGCCGUCACUGAGGGCCCUGCCUCCGUCCGUGAGGCUCUUGAGGCCAACGCCAAGUCCGCACAUGCCCGUGCUACCUCCAGCCGCACCAACGACCCCAAGGUCAAGGAGAGGCAAUCCAAGGUCACUGACGCUGACUACAAGCGCAAGUCUGAGUUCCCUGAGAGAAUCUCUCAGCAGCAGAAGAAGCUCAACCUUCCUCUGUUCCCCACCACCACCAUCGGCUCCUUCCCCCAGACCAAGGAGAUCCGUCUCUCCCGAAACAAGCUCACCAAGGGUGAGAUCACUGCUGAGCAGUACGACAAGUUCAUUGAGCAGGAGAUUGAGUCCAACGUCAAGAUCCAGGAGGAGCUUGGCCUGGACGUUUUCGUCCACGGUGAGCCCGAGCGUAACGACAUGGUGCAGUACUUCGGUGAGCGCCUUGACGGCUAUGCCUUCACCACCCAUGCCUGGGUCCAGAGCUACGGCUCUCGUUGCGUCCGUCCCCCCAUCAUCGUGGGUGACAUCUCCCGCCCUGCCCCCAUGACCGUCAAGGAGUCCAAGUACGCCGUGUCUGUCUCCUCCAAGCCCAUGAAGGGCAUGUUGACUGGUCCGGUCACCUGCCUGCGGUGGUCUUUCCCCCGUGACGACGUCCACCAGUCCGUCCAGGCUGAGCAGCUUGCUCUGGCCCUCCGUGACGAGGUCGUCGACCUCGAGAAGGCCGGCAUCGACGUCAUCCAGGUCGAUGAGCCUGCUCUGCGUGAGGGUCUGCCCCUCCGCUCCGGCAAGGAGCGUGAUGCUUACCUUGACUGGGCCGUCAAGGCUUUCAGACUCUCUACUGCCGGUGUUGAGGACUCUACCCAGAUUCACUCUCACUUCUGCUACUCCGAGUUCCAGGACUUCUUCCACGCCAUUGCUGCUCUGGACGCUGAUGUUCUCUCCAUUGAGAACAGCAAGUCUGAUGCUAAGCUCCUGAAGGUCUUCGUCGACUCUGCCUACCCCCGCCACAUCGGCCCUGGUGUCUACGACAUUCACUCCCCUCGUGUUCCCAGCGAGCAGGAGAUCAAGGACCGCAUUGAGGAGAUGCUUCAGUAUCUGAAGCCUGAGCAGCUCUGGAUCGAUCCUGACUGCGGUCUCAAGACCCGCCAGUGGAAGGAGACCAAGGAGGCUCUGGUCAACAUGGUCAACGCCGCCAAGUUCUUCCGCGCCAAAUACGCCAAAUAA
Messenger RNA from Phaeoacremonium minimum UCRPA7, 2301 nucleotides. Its product is annotated as putative 5-methyltetrahydropteroyltriglutamate-homocysteine s-methyltransferase protein. The coding region runs from base 1 to 2301 and encodes 766 amino acids. Gene Ontology annotation, molecular function: 5-methyltetrahydropteroyltriglutamate-homocysteine S-methyltransferase activity; zinc ion binding. The transcript is spliced from 3 exons. Lineage: Eukaryota; Fungi; Ascomycota; Sordariomycetes; Togniniales; Togniniaceae. The record is from RefSeq and is a predicted model, not a curated record.